Molecule: messenger RNA, 1878 nt
Organism: Apaloderma vittatum (bar-tailed trogon)
Lineage: Eukaryota; Metazoa; Chordata; Aves; Trogoniformes; Trogonidae
Product: copper-transporting ATPase 2-like
Exons: 4
Molecular function (GO): copper ion binding
Source: RefSeq, a predicted model, not a curated record
AUGGAGAGAAAGCUGGACAAUAAAAUGAAAAGGGAACUGUCCUGCUUAGCUACUUUAAACAACAAAAACAUAACCCUGGUGUCUAUUCAUAAGCAGCAGGCAGCUCAUGAUGUGCCUGAACUACUGAUUAUUGGUGAAAAGUCCAAGAUGGGAUCUCCGGUAAAAACAAGCAGUAACUUGCAGAAAGAAGAGAAGCUUUUGCAGAGUUACUCCAUGGGAAUGAAAGAAGUCAAUACAGUUGAAAGACAGGCUUUGUCUAACACUGAUUCUCCACCUGACUGCAAGCUGGAGCCUACAAUGAAACACAGUUUUGCUUUUGACAACCUGGGCUAUGAAGAGAGCUUUGAAGCUGUGCCCUCUCCAUCUUCCCAGGAACACACUGUGGCAGUUAAUGUCAUGGGAAUGACUUGCCAGUCAUGUGUGCAGUCGAUAGAAGGCCGAAUUUCUAAGGUGAACGGCAUCGUGAGUAUUAAAGUCUCCCUUGAACAGAACAAUGCUGUAAUAAAGUACCUGCAGUCUGAAAUAAGUCCUGAACAGAUUUGCCAGGAAAUUCAGGAUAUGGGCUUUGAUGCCAACAUAGCAGAAGAGAGGUUGACAACAGCGACCGUAAAUCUGUCGUGCUUGAGAGAAGCAGUAGUUAAGCUUCGUGUGGAAGGCAUGACGUGCCAAUCCUGUGCCAUCAACAUUGAAGGAAAGAUUAGGAAACUGCAUGGUGUGGCAAAAAUCAAGGUGUCGCUUGGUAACCAGGAAGCAAUUAUUGCGUAUUAUCCUUACCUCAUUCAGCCUGACGACCUCAAGAGCCAUAUCAGUAACCUGGGCUAUGGCUGCACCAUUAAAAGUAAAUCAGCCCCAUUGAAGUUGGGUGUCCUCGACGUCGAGCGCUUGCAAAAUGCAAACCCCAAGGAGACACCAGCGAGUCUCGAGGGUGAUGGCGUAGAUCUGCUGGUCGCCAAGAUGAGUAACACAGCUGCGGUGGCUGUACGGAUAGAAGGCAUGCACUGCAAGUCCUGUGUCAAAAACAUUGAAGGAAAUAUAUCAGAUCUUCCUGGCAUACAAAGUAUUAGAGUGUCUUUGGAGCAUAAGCGUGCUGUGGUACAGUAUAGCCCAGAUUUAAUUACCCUGUCAGCUUUGCAGCAAGCUAUUGAAUCCCUUCCACCUGGAAACUUUAAAGUAUGCCUCCCUAAUGGUUCAGAAGCAAAUAGAGGAGCAUCUCCAUCACCUGCUUUGCUGUGCGAUCCCGUCAGAGAGCCGCUGCAGGACACAUGCACAGCUGUUAUUAGGAUUGAUGGCAUGACCUGCAAUUCUUGUGUACAGUCCGUCGAAGGGACCAUAUUGCAGAGACAAGGAGUGCAACACGUAGCAGUUUCUUUAGCUAGUGGAACUGGAACCAUAUGUUAUGAUCCAGCUGUUACUAAUGGAGAAGAGUUAAGAGCUGCUAUAGAAGACAUGGGGUUUGAUGCUUCUGUGCUGACAGAUGCCGCCGCUGCUGGAGGAUGUAGGUACCAGCCUGAUGCCAGCGACGUUGCCGUGCAGCCUCGAGCUCCAGAGCCUCCUCGCCAAGGCUGUGCCUUGGAUCCUCAUCCAGACAGUCCUCGCCUUGACAGGCCAAACCAGCCCAGCGGAGAGCCAGCUGAAAAGUGUUUCUUACAAAUCACAGGCAUGACCUGUGCCUCAUGUGUGUCUACCAUUGAGAGAAAUUUGCAGAAAGAAGACGGAAUUGUUUCAGUGUUGGUAGCACUGAUGGCGGGUAAAGCCGAGAUAAAAUACAAGCCAGAAUUCAUACAGCCUCUUGAAAUUGCACAGCUGAUCCAGAAUUUGGGUUUUGAAGCUACGGUCAUAGAAGAUCAUGCAGAAACAGAAGGAAAUGUGGAGCUUCUU